Messenger RNA from Leptopilina heterotoma, 6556 nucleotides. RefSeq names its product nuclear pore complex protein Nup98-Nup96 (gene Nup98-96). The record is from RefSeq and is a predicted model, not a curated record. The transcript is spliced from 6 exons. Gene Ontology annotation, cellular component: nuclear pore; nuclear pore cytoplasmic filaments. Bases 190 to 5676 code for a protein of 1828 amino acids. Gene Ontology annotation, biological process: post-transcriptional tethering of RNA polymerase II gene DNA at nuclear periphery; protein import into nucleus; RNA export from nucleus. Lineage: Eukaryota; Metazoa; Arthropoda; Insecta; Hymenoptera; Figitidae. Gene Ontology annotation, molecular function: structural constituent of nuclear pore.
AGUGCGCACUAGUGGCUAGUGCUUGUAAAGAAGUUCUCAGGAUUUAAUUUUGAACAAAAUUUUUCCGUUUUACUCAUUAUAAUAAUAAUUAAACAGAAUUUUAAAGAAUAAUAACUUUCUUCAGAAGGCGCGUGGCCUAGGGCCUCAUUUAUUUUACAUCCAAAAUUUGUAAAUUUUUAAAAUUGAAAAAUGUUUGGUCAAUCGAGCUUUGGAACGAGUGCAGCACCAGUUUUUGGUGCAAACACAUCGCUCUUUAAUACAAAACCAGCUGGUACACAACCGGCGACAUUAUUUGGCAAUACAACAGGUGGUAAUGUUUCCGCUUUUGGACAACCAGCAACAACACAAUCGUCAUUUGGCGCAUUUGGCAAUACAAAUACAAAUGCAAAUUUAUUUGGUGCACAACCGGCGGUGAGUACAAAUUUAUUUGGCACAACAUCAACACUCGCAUUUGGCCAGGCGAAUAAACCAUCUGGUUUUGGAUUUGGAGCAACAACAAAUACAACAUUAUUUGGACAACCGCAACAAACACCACAGCAAACAACGCCAUUUGGCCAGGCAAAUAAACCGGCUGGUUUUGGUUUUGGCGCAACACCAUCGACAAAUCUUUUUGGACAAGCACAACAAACAACGCCAUUUGGCCAGACAAACACCGCGGCAAAUACGAGUCUGUUUGGUAAUGCUGGUGGUUUUGGAUCAACAGCAACAGCCGGAAAUAUGGUUGGAACCUAUAUUAAAUUUACUCCAUUCACCGGAACUGAUUCAAUGAUGAAAAAUGGAGUGCCACAAACUAUUCAGACAAAACAUCAUUGUAUUACUUGCAUGAAGGAGUAUGAGACGAAAUCAUUAGAGGAAUUGAGAUUUGAGGAUUAUACCGUGGGCAGAAAAGGUGGAGCACAAGCUCAAACAACGGGACUUUUCGGUGCAGCUGCACAGACAUCACCAUUUGGAAAUGCAAAUCCAGUGGCAAGUACAUCGUCAUCGACUUUCGGCGGUAUUGGCGGUGGUUUUGGUGCAACGAGUCAAUCGGGUGGAACAAAUCUUUUCAAUAAGCCAAUCACUGGUUUCGGUGCACCAGCCACGACAACAAGUGCAUUCGCCUUUAAUGCAGCACCAUCGACAAAUCUCUUCAACACGAAUGCACAGCCAAAACCAUUCGGCGCUGCAGCUCCGGCAACAUUAUUCUCCACAGCAACAACAGCUCCAACAGCCACUGGUUUUGGAACAACAACAACCGGCUUUGGAUCAUUUGGCGCAGCACAACCAAAUCAAAGUAUCGGACUCUUUAAUCAAAAUAAAUCCGCUUUCACAAUGCCAGCAUCAACAGCAAGCACUGGUUUUGGUGGUUUCGGUCAACCGACAACAACAAACACUGGUACAAGUUUAUUUGGCGCAAAACCUGCGGGAACAACUGGUUUCGGUGCAACGCCAGCGUUUGGCGCAACAACAGCGCCCGCAUUCGGACAAACACUCGGCUUUGGAAAUCAGCCGAAUACAAAUACAACACUUUUCAAUAAUUCCUUCAAACCAGCGGGACAAACAACGGGUUUCAGUUUCAGUAAUACAGGAACAACGAACGCACUCGGUACAACAAGUACCCUUAAUCUCGGAGGUGGUACAUCACUAUUCAAUCAACAGAAACCGGGCGGUUUAUUUGGAACAACGGGAACAACCGGCUUUAAUAACACCGGCGCUUUUGGCGCUUCGACCGGUUUUGGUGCCGGCGCAUCGACAAUGGGACAAUUUGGCACCGGUCUCUUGGGCCUCGGUACAAAUCAAAAUCCCCCAACGAAUGGCUCAGUGCCGGUUCAUCAGCAAAUUUUGGCACUAGUUUCAGCGCCAUUUGGCGACUCACCACUGUUGAAGAAUCUUCUACCAGCUUCGGGUAAAGCCGAAGAACUCAUCAAACCACCGAAUCAAUUGAAUCGAACACUAAAUAGCCCCCAGUAUAAAGUCACCGCCACGAAUAGUUCGCCGAAAAUAAAAGCAAAAGUCGUCACUGCUGGGCAUUUAUCGAAAAAAUCCCUAUUCGAAGGACUCGAGGAGGAGGAUCCAUCACUACUCGAGGCUUUUCAACCACGACCGAACGCAAAACGUUUGGUGCUGAGACCAAAGUCGACAAUUGUCACACAGGUAGAGGAGAAUAGUUUGAAUGGUACGGCGGAGAAUUUGGCAAGUCCAAGAAAUGGCGAUAGUCCACAGAUCGAAUUACCGAAUAAGGAGAAUGAAAAUCAGAGUGGUGGGAAUCGGCGAUUAUCGUCCGAUCGUCGUUCGUCGACUUCUUGGCUAAAGUCAACGAUUCCGAGAAAGAAGACUGAGGAUGAUUUAGAUGUUCCACAGUCGCCUUUCCGUGGGACGGAUAUUCAGGAAGAGACGCUCGACAACACGGUUGUUGAACUAAGAUCCAGUUCGCAGAACAAACAGUUCGUUUCCCUCUUUAUGAAAAAUUCGCCCCUUAACGUUUCUCUACAGGAGAAGAGUAUCGAGUCAGUGGAACGUGAUUCGGAGUCGGAGCGGGAAUUGGACGACACUCCGCUUACGGGACAAGUGGAGAUUACCCGAUUGUGCCAGGUGAAGCUACAACGUGUCGGUUAUUACACAAUUCCACCUUUGGACAAACUGGACGAUUAUGUCUGUGGCGAAACUUGUAUAGUGCCGAAUUUCACCGUCGGACGGAAGGGUUACGGAAAUGUCUACUUUCCUGAGUCGUUCGAUAUUUUCGGUCUCAAUUUAGACGAGAUUGUUCACUUUCGACACAAGGAGGUGAUCAUCUAUCCGGACGAUGACAAAAAACCGGCUAUAGGACAGGAUUUAAAUCGAAAAGCGCAGGUGACAUUGGAUCGAGUCUGGCCGCACGAUAAAACGCGCCACGAGCCUAUUACAGAUCCACAUCGUCUACAGGAGAUGAAUUACGAAGGAAAGCUCAGGAGAGUUUCCGCUAAGCACGAUACACGAUUUUUGGAAUACAGACCCGAGACCGGAAGUUGGGUGUUCAAGGUUGAUCAUUUUUCCAAGUACGGCUUGAGCGAUUCGGAUGAUGAUGAUGAAGAAGUCCAGAAUUCGGAGGCUAAGAAACUGAAGAUGAAACCACGGAGAAAAUCACAGGAGAAAAGUGAGAGUUUGGAAGAGGAUUUGUUGAAGAAGGAUUUAUUGAAUACUAACGGUUUGAGGGGUGAAUAUUUACCGAUGGAGUUUUAUCAAGGGAAGGAGACGUGUCGAUUUGAGAAGACGCAGUCGGCCUUGAGUCCGACUUCGAUGUACGCUAGGAUUAUUGGAACUGAUAGUCAUAAAUUGCAGUUGAUGAAGGCGGAUUUAUUCGAGACGAAUGAUGAGAUGUUUGAUGAGGGGGAAAAUCGGGAGAAAUUGACAAUUGACUAUCAUGCGACAGUGAUGGAGCAAAUACCGGUGUUGAGAUCGAACUUGGCACUUCAGGGUUCUUUUGCUAUGGAGACGAUUGAGGAUCAUUUGAAGGAUGUGAAGAAACAGGUGGAGGAGAUACCGGUGGCGAAGCCGAUUUUUAGUAAGGUUCUACCGCUGCCUGUGGUGAGGCCGAAGACGGUGAUUUUGAAGUCGAGAACGGAGGUGGUGCCACUGAAAGACUCGGUGAUUGAUCGUUUACAUGCAGGUUGCAUUGCGGAUCAGGGGAUUGUCUUUGGGAGGAAGUUCAAGGCGAGCUGGGGUCCGGGACUGACGUUAAUUUCGCUGAGUACGCAGGAGCAGGCUUCGAAGGUGCCUUUGAGGAAUUGUGUGAGUCAGUUGGGUUCGUACUUGUCCGGGCGUUUUAUGUACGACAUGACGUCGACGAGUAUUGUGCAGAGGUUGCAAAUUCUUGGAGGCACUGGAGCGGAACCGAGUUAUUUGCUUUCGUUCAAGGACAGUAUUCAGGGACAUUUGAGAGUUCAACUGGAGCAUUGCAUUAUGGGUCAGGAGGGCGAUUGUCCGGCGAUUGGAGCGGCGACGGGAACUUCGGGAGUUUCGGCCCUGCAAGCACACUGCAAGUUGGCGCAGGAAUUUGCGAAUCAGAUCGAUGGGACUUUGGAGUGUCAGGUGGAGAUUGACAAAAUGGCGAAAUAUGCCAGCGAUGUUUGGCGAUUGUGCGUCGCUCUUUGGGGAAAUCUGCCGGAUAUUGAUUAUAAAUUUGAUGACAAGGAGGGACAUAAGAGUGUGAUGGUGCGGAAGGAGGCUUUCAGUGAGUGGUUGCAGUCGGUGGUGGAGAAGCCGGUGAAAGCGAGACUUAAUGACAUUGUCUCCGAGGAUAAUAUAAUGUUCGAGCUGCUCUCGGCGAAUAAAUUGGAAGACGCUUGUUUCCUGGCUAGAAAAGUGGUCGGAGAUCAUUGUCUGGCUUUGUUGAUGUCACAAUUGGGAGGCACGACGGCAGUGAGGGAAUUGAUAAGACAGCAACUCGCUUUGUGGCAAGAGACGGACGUUGAUGGUGAUUUGUCGAUUUAUCGACUGAAAUUGUUCAUGCUGAUCGCGGGCGAGCCGUUGAUUUGCAGUAAACAGGGGACGAUCAACGUUUGUGAGAAUCUUGACUGGAAGAGAGCGUUGGCACUACAUUUGUGGUAUCUCUCGCAGCCGACAGCUUCAAUUACUGACGCUUUGGAACUCUAUGAGAAUGCUUUUAAUACGAAACCAUCGGAAGUUUAUGCCGCUGAGCCACGACCGGAUUAUUCUCUAGACGAUUAUGAAAUGGAACUGAAGAGUGGAAAAACAAUAUACGAUUUGUGCUUUCAUUUGAUGAAACUUUAUUGUACUGGUAAUCAUCCGUUGGAGGAGGUGUUGAAUCCAUUGACACAUACGGCAGAUCCAUUGGAUUAUCGACUUUGUUGGUUGAUGCAACAGAUGUUGGUUGGAUUGGGUUACACGCAUUUAUCGGAUUACGUGACGGCGCUCACUCAUGCUAAUUUUGCUGCACAAUUGGAAACUUAUGAUUUGUGGCAUUGGGCUAUUUUUGUCGUUUUGCAUCUACAAGAUUCGGGGAGGAGGAAGAGUGCUGUUUUGGAUUUAUUGGCGAGACACGUGGAAUUGGACGAGAAUGAGGAUUAUGUUAAACGAGAGAAUUUCUUGUCCGAGGAACUUGGAAUACCUUCCAUCUGGAUCAAUCAGGCGAAAGCGGUCAAGGCUUGCGCUUCUAAACGAUAUGGAGAAGCUGCUUGGUAUUUAACUCAAGCUGAGCAAUGGAAUAAAGCACAUGAAAUUAUAAUUGAACAUCUUGCAGCCGAUGCAAUUAUAAAUGAAAAUUAUGACUAUCUUAAAUCACUUUUGACACCCUUGAUUCAAGAGGAAUGUAAUAAUAUUAUCAGCGGUUGGGCACAUCAAGGUCAACUUUUAUGGGACUACAUUGAAGUUACUAAUGAAAUAAACAUUCUUUUGCAAACACCAGAUUGUAACGAAAUUGGUUAUAAACUGGAACUUCUUCAGCCGCAGUUGACUUCUCUCUGUGCAAAAAUUAGUUUAUUUCCAUGUCCCACCGCAAAACACAGACUGUGCCAAGCAGAGAUAGCGAAAAGAACUCUUCAAUUGGCCAGAAGUUUAUUGAUGUUACAAUCAAACGAUAGUAAAUUAACAGGAAAAGUUUUGGUACAUUUAAUUUCACAACUACCAUUACCAGAAGAUUAUACACAGCAGGAGCUUCGACCAAUUAUAAAUAUUUACGCCGCCGAAGUAGUACACUAAACCUAGAGAAGAAAACAAAAAAAUGAACGACAAAAUAUUUUCCUUUUUUAAAAAUUAUAUAAAAAUUUAACUAUUUCAGUUUAUGACGAAUUAUUUCCGAAUAGCAUUAAUAAUGCUAGUAAAUCGUCUAUUCUAAUUUAUUUUAAACAAAAUUUCAAAAAAAGGAAGGAAAAAGAAAAAACAAAAAACAAUGAUCAAUUUAAAAAUAUGGAGACAAAAAAAGUAGAAUAAGUAGAAAUUUGUUUUCCUUUGAAACUAAAAAAAAAGAAAUGUUUCUAAAGACAAAUAAGAAAAAAGCUAGGCAAUUUUUCUGGUUUAGUAUUUGUAUUAAAAAAAGAAGAAAAAAAAAACAAGUAACAAAAAAGUCUCUUACAUAUUAUUAAAAUAUUGUUUACUUUGAAUCUAGAUUAAGUUGUGUAAUCAUAAUUUGAAUCUUUAAUUAAGUUGUGUAAUAAUUAGAAUUUUUAAUAAGUUAUGUAAUGAUCCUAAGUAUGGUUUUAAUAUCGUACAAUUAUUUGUUGACGAUCUUCGAAUCACUUUGUUAGACUUCAUCUCUUUUUUUUAUAUUUUUAUAUAGGAGAAAAUCGUGUAAAAGUUUGUGGAGAAAAAUGUACAGAAGAAAUAUCCAUCAGUUCUAGGGAAAGUUCUUUUUGACAGUUGUAAAUUUAUCAUUAAAUUUUUUUUUCGUUUUUUUUUUGUUAGAAAAUAAAAUCACAUUAUUUUGUACGAUUAGAAUUUUAAAACUGUACUUUUAGAUAUUUUCUAUGUAUAUUGUAAUUAUGGAUUUGUUUCCAGAUUUUUUGUUCUAAAAAUGUAAGAAGAAAAAAUCAAUUUUUGAACGAGCGAAAAACAUUCUAAAUAAAGGCAAUUAUUACAGUAA